CCUAGUAAUUUUUUGGGAACAAGGGUGCAGAAAUUUCAAGUCCAUAGCAGAAUUAGUGCUUCAAAUUCAUGGCCUGGUUAAGGAACGCCAACCGCCGAAAAACAGAACCAUCUGCUGAAGAAUUGCGGGAAACAGGUAAAAAGCAUUCUAUCAUUAACUAUUCUGCCGCUCUUGAGAGACAGAGCCAUAUAAGACAAAAGGAAAGAGUUUUCGGCGUUCGUUAUGUAACAGAUGAUCACCAUGGACCAUAUAGUCCUCCACGAAUAAACUUAUUCGAAGACCAUGGUGGUGUUGUAGAUGACCACCCUCAAUUUCCUCGGAACAUGGCUUAUGGCUCUCCUCCUAAGGAGCGUCUCAAGGGUGCACCAUUGAACUCUAUAGCCCGUAUGAAGCCUAGCUCCGUUUCAAGAAAUGAUGAUUAUAGUAGUACUGAUGAAUCGGAUGAUGACAAUCAUGACAGGCAUGGGGGAUAUGGAGGGUCCUACUCUCCUAAGAUGGUACGUACUAAACCCGAAUAUGACACUGAUUAUGGUAGGGAAUCCCCAAAAGGUGACGGUAGGAAGCCUUCGUUCGUUCCUCCGGCAGGAAGGCGUCAACAACAUACUGCUCCGGUCUCCACAUCGCCAAAGAGAGACACAAACCACGAAACAGCAAGAAAUUGGCCAAUUCGCUAUAGUCCUCCACAGAGCAAGCCAGAAACUGACACUCAAUCCCCAAAAUCUGGUUGGAAGCCUUUGUAUGAGCCUACUACUGGAAGGCAUCCGCAGUAUAGUACCCCUGUCUCCACAUCACCGAAAAAUAACAUGCACUACGAAACAGCAAACAAUAGGCCAAUUCGGCCUGGUCUUCCAAGGAGCAAACCAGAAUCAGACACUGGUUAUGCUUCCGAUUCUCCAAAAGCCGGUGGGAACCCUUCAUUUGGUUUUCCUGAUGGUAGGAAACCACAUCACACAUUUCCUACUAAAGAUCCACGCUAUGAAACGGAAAAUAACACAGCACAUGACAAUGGCAAAGGUAAGACUUCUGAAAUUCCGAAGCCUAAAUAUGCACAGCAACCACAAGUUAGUCCACAUCCCUUGACACAGCCAAGGAAAGAGGACCGUCAAGAGACAAUUGACAGCAGGGAGGCUCGUAAGCGUUAUGGAGGCAAAGCAAUAAAUCAACCAAAACGGGAGGAGGAGCAAUAUACAGGAACAAUUGACUGCAGAGAGGCUGCAAGAAAAUACAAUGGCAUCUUUGUGCCUUGAUCCUACAUAGAUGUGGUGUUUCAAAUAAUAUUGGUAUCUUUGCCAUUAAAUUUAUUUCUAGUUGCUCUAUAAGAGCUCACUUAAGUUACUUUCCCUGACUUAAGAAAGUUGUGUACUUGGGUUGUCUUGUUAUGAGACGGUCCUAGUACUAAUAAUGUUGUGUCCUACUUCAUGUUUGGAAGAAAGCAUAUAAUGCAUGCCUUCUAGUUGAGUAAAUUUGGGCACUCACUUGCCUUUUAUUCAUGA
This is a messenger RNA of Olea europaea var. sylvestris, 1493 nucleotides long. RefSeq names its product proteoglycan 4-like. The coding region runs from base 69 to 1247 and encodes 392 amino acids. The transcript has a single exon. The record is from RefSeq and is a predicted model, not a curated record. Lineage: Eukaryota; Viridiplantae; Streptophyta; Magnoliopsida; Lamiales; Oleaceae.